This is a messenger RNA of Diospyros lotus (date-plum), 1949 nucleotides long. Its product is annotated as probable arabinosyltransferase ARAD1. The coding region runs from base 79 to 1620 and encodes 513 amino acids. NCBI's taxonomy places the organism in Eukaryota, Viridiplantae, Streptophyta, Magnoliopsida, Ericales, Ebenaceae. The transcript has 9 exons. Gene Ontology annotation, molecular function: glycosyltransferase activity. The record is from RefSeq and is a predicted model, not a curated record.
UUAUAUACUCAUUGAGCUUCUUAGGAAGGCGUAAAAAGCAGAGAGAUCGAUCUUUCCGCGGCAAUUCUCUCGCAGCAAAUGGCCGGAAAAUACAGCCACUCGCCCAAUUCCCGGUCCAGAUCGCCGGUUAUCGUUUUCGUCUUCUCUCUGUUAGUCCUCUCUCUCCUAUUUUACAUCUUCUCCAUCUUCUCAUCUCCUUCUCGUCCACUUCCAGUCGAUACUUCCAGAAUAAACCCUAACCCUAUCCCUUACCCCGACGCCGAGUACUCCUUCGUCGCCUCCCUCGAGGAAUUCCUAGCUGCGAAGUCAAAUGGCCAAAGAUCUGGAGCGGUUCCGGAUGAUACUGCUGAUUCGGUGACCCUGGAGGCUGUAAAUAGGUUGGAUGAUAGGAUAUGGAAGACGGAGAUGGAGAGGCUAUAUGCAGGAGACUUACCUUCGCCUCUUAAGGUUUAUGUUUACGAAAUGCCGUCGAAGUUCACAUACGAUCUGCUUUGGUUGUUUCAGAAUACGUACAAGGAGACCUCUAACCUCACCUCUAAUGGUAGCCCCGUGCACCGCUUGAUCGAACAGCAUUCUAUUGACUAUUGGCUGUGGGCUGACUUGAUUGCAUCGGAAUCUGAAAGGCUUUUGAAAAAUGUUGUCAGAGUUCAUCAGCAGGAGGAGGCAGACCUGUUCUACAUUCCAUUUUUCACAACCAUCAGCUUCUUCUUGUUGGAGAAACAGAAAUGCAAGGCACUUUAUAGGGAAGCUUUGAAGUGGGUGACAGAUCAGCCUGCAUGGAGACGGUCUGAAGGAAGAGACCAUAUACUUCCAGUUCAUCAUCCCUGGUCUUUCAAAUCUGUUCGGCGAUAUAUGAAGAAUGCAAUUUGGCUACUACCGGACAUGGACUCCACAGGAAACUGGUACAAGCCUGGGCAAGUUUACCUUGAGAAAGACCUGAUACUUCCAUAUGUCCCGAAUGUUGAGUUGUGCAAUCUCAAAUGCUUAGCAGAAACUGAAGGAAAGAGAAGCACACUUCUAUAUUUUCGAGGGAGGCUUAAAAGAAAUGCUGGAGGAAAGAUACGUGCCAAACUUGUCGCUGAAUUGAGUGGUGUGGAGAGUGUAGUAAUAGAGGAGGGGACAGCUGGAGAGGGAGGGAAGCAAGCUGCUCAGGAUGGCAUGCGCAAGUCCGUCUUUUGCCUAAGUCCAGCUGGUGACACUCCUUCAUCUGCAAGAUUGUUUGAUGCUAUUGUUAGUGGAUGUAUACCUGUUAUAGUUAGUGAUGAACUAGAGCUUCCUUUUGAAGGAAUACUUGAUUAUCGUAAAAUAGCUCUGUUUGUUUCCUCUAGUGAUGCUGUGCAGCCUGGUUGGCUGUUAAGAUUUCUAAGAAGUGUUAGUCCUUCCCAAAUCAAAGAAAUGCAAUUGCGUCUAGCUAAGUAUUCAAGGCAUUUUUUAUACUCUCAUCCAGCUCAACCUUUGGGUCCAGAAGAUCUGAGUUGGCGAAUGAUAGCUGGGAAGUUGAUGAACGUCAAACUUCACACCCGGAGAUCACAGCGUGUGGUAAAAGAAUCUAGAAGCAUGUGCACGUGUGAAUGCAAGCGUGCCAACAUGACAAGCCCCCCAGGUUUACCAUUGUCUUGAUUGUUGAGCAAUAACAAGUGUUCUUAUUAUGCUAAAAGGCGUUUAAUGUUUGGGACGGGUUAUGUUCUCCCUCCAAGUCAAGUCACGCCAUAUGCCACAAUGAUAGGGAAGGAAUUAAUUAGCCGAUAACAUUCUUUAACAAGUGUAAUCUAUUUGGUGCUAUUUAAAAGGAAAACAAAAAAAAAUGUCGUAUCAAGCUGCAAAUUGUGUUAAAAGCUGGACUGAAGCCAGUCGAGUAUACUGAAUUUGUCUGUUGGACUGUUGUUGGCAGCUUGCAUUUCUGUUCGCUAGUUGCGUCUUUUAGGAUUGAGAAAAUUUGAUAGCUCUAA